AUGCAAAGUGCCUCAACCCCACCCUUGGUAUGAAAAUUCUUUCAAUGCCAUAGACUCAAAGUUUAUUCACUCUCAUCUGAGAAAGCAAACAGGAUAGGUGGGGGGACUCUUACUAAAGCUUUUAGCAAAGGCCUGUUUGGUUGGGUGCAUAAACAAGGAAAGUGAAAGGGAAAAAGCUACCAAGCUCAUUCAUCACAGCAAGCAACAAAUGAUGGCAGGAAACCCUAGCUGGUGGAGCAUGCAUUUGCAUCCACCUUCUCCAUCCCCAUCUCUCUUCCCUCCUCCAUAUGCUCUUGGAUCUUCUACUCUUCCCCCUAAUUCUUUGCCUGAUAACCAAGAGCUUCCUCAGUCAUGGAGCCAACUACUUUUGGGUGGAUUAUCUGGCGAAGAAGAAAGGUUUGGUCCAAGUCAUCAUUUUCAGCCUAAAAAGUUGGAAAAUUGGGAAAACCAAAUCCUAAACCCAUCUGCGAGGGUUCCAGUUGUUGACGUAAAGCAAGAGGUUACUCAAAAUAGCAACUUGUACGGUCAUGGUGAUGAUGAAUUUCAAGCAUCUAGGCCUGCUUCUGCUGCUUGGUCUCAAAUCAUGCCAAUUUCUUCUCCUAGGUCUUGUAUUACUAGUUUAAGUAGUAAUAUGUUAGACUUCUCUUUUAACAAAGCGACAGAUCAUGGGUCUAACACUCAACCAGUAGAUCAUUCUUCUGAGCAGUGUAAUAGCACAGCCACAGGUGGGGUGUGCAAGAAGGCUAGGGUUCAGCCGUCUUCAAGCCAGCCACCUCUAAAAGUGAGAAAAGAGAAGCUAGGAGAUAGAAUAACAGCACUUCACCAGUUAGUUUCCCCUUUUGGAAAGACUGACACUGCUUCUGUCUUGUUAGAAGCUAUCGGGUAUAUCAGAUUCCUUCAGGGUCAAAUUGAGGCUCUUAGCUCCCCUUACUUGGGUACUGCAUCCUCAAACAUGAGAAACCAACAAUCUGUUCAUGGAGAAAGGAAUUGUGCAUUUCCUGAAGAGCAAGGGCAGGAUAACCAAGAUGAGCCAAAGGACUUAAGGAGUAGAGGGCUUUGCUUGGUUCCUGUAUCUUGCACCCAACAAGUUGGAAGUGACAAUAGCGCCGAUUACUGGGCUCCGGCUUUUGGCGGCGGUGGGUUUUAAGGACGCAAUUAAGGGUUUGAUUGCAGCAUCAUAUGCUCUGCUAGGCUAAAGCUUUCAAUGGGAUGGAAUGGAAUGAGAUAACAUCAUGAGCAGUCACUCUGCUGAAAAUAUUAAGGCUGAUUGCUCAUGAUGCUAUUGCAUUAUUUUUUCUAGCUCCACUAUAUCAAAAUGGCUAUAUUAAUUGUUCUUAAUUGUACCUUUCUUUUUCAUUAAUGUAGGAUAGCUUGUAUUUUAAUUUAGUUUUCUUUUGAGCUAUGACAUAUAGAGCUUCAUUAUAUAAGAAGUUCACUUCUAUUUUUGUUCGUCUCAAAAAAAAAAAAAAAAAAACUUGUUGGUAAAGCACCAUUUCUUUGUCUUCUUUCAUUGUUGAAGAAAGAAUCCUCACUCUCUCAAAUGUACUCAUAGCUUCUCCCCUUUGCUUUUCUUUGAAACCUUU
Molecule: messenger RNA, 1583 nt
Organism: Durio zibethinus
Lineage: Eukaryota; Viridiplantae; Streptophyta; Magnoliopsida; Malvales; Malvaceae
Product: transcription factor bHLH68-like
Biological process (GO): regulation of transcription by RNA polymerase II
Cellular component (GO): nucleus
Molecular function (GO): protein dimerization activity; RNA polymerase II cis-regulatory region sequence-specific DNA binding; DNA-binding transcription factor activity, RNA polymerase II-specific
Source: RefSeq, a predicted model, not a curated record